UUACCAAUAUCUUUCUCCCAGUGUGACGUCGUCGCACAAGAGAAUGGCGAAAGCAGAGGAUGGAGGUCCUGCCAUCAUGGCUAAACUGAGCGGACCUGGUCCCGCAAAGUACUAUCUAAAAGGAACAUGCGGCUACAUGAACCAUGAUGCGAGUAAGCCUCGCAGUCCUGCAUACAAGCUGAGUGCAAGAGUUUGGCCGAGUCUCGCGAAACAGGAUGGGCCAGGACCAGCCGCAUAUUUUGUGCCUCCGAAAGUCAUUCGUAUGGGUCGCGAUGGAUACCCUUCUUAUUCUUUGUAUGGAAGGCACCAGGAGGUGAAGAUCUUUUGUACUCCGGCACCCGAUGCUUAUGCUCCUGAGCAGUGUCCUCCGACGACGGUGGCCAAGGCUCCUAGCUAUUCGUUUGGAAUCCGAACUGCUCUCUUUUCAAAGCACCAUACUCCUGCGCCAAACACUUAUGGGUUGCCUACUAUGAUUGGCUUCAAGUCUGUGAACAAGACAUCUGUGCCUUCCUACUCUUUGACUGGAAGAAGCAAAAUAGGAAGCUUUCACCAGGACACAAAGAAGACUCCAGGACCUGGCACAUACAAUGCAGCAAAUCCCAACGUGUACAAGUUUCGGAAUCCUCUAUACUCUAUCUCUGCCAGGAAUGCCUUACCUUCUGACUCUACAAGGAAACCUGGUCCUGGAGCUCAUUAUCCCGAGAAGGUGUUUAUCACCAGACGUCUUGCCCCACAAUUUUCUUUUGGAAUCCGCCACUCUGACUACAAAGCUCCUAUAUUGGAUGUUGCUGAUGUCUGAUGUUCUACAGUUUUUGUGACAGGUUUUAUUCCUAAUGUAUGUAAGACUUAUAGGAAGCUAGAAUAUCUGAUCUUUAUUCGUUUAUAGUACAGCAAUAGGGUUUUUGUAUGAGAAACAUUGCUGCUGCUGCUACUACUUUUCUCCUUAUUUACUGUUGUGGAAAAAGAGUGCUGAGAUGAUAUGUACUACCGAUGUUGAUAGAUAUUUAAUUAAAUAACACGAUCUAUGCUAUAUGUG
Molecule: messenger RNA, 1036 nt
Organism: Corticium candelabrum
Lineage: Eukaryota; Metazoa; Porifera; Homoscleromorpha; Homosclerophorida; Plakinidae
Product: ciliary microtubule associated protein 1A-like
Exons: 4
Coding region: 44-799 (251 amino acids)
Cellular component (GO): cytoskeleton
Source: RefSeq, a predicted model, not a curated record